AUGAAACGGUGACAGAGGAGAAAACAUCUGGAAAACAAAGAGUCCCAGGAAACCAGCAAGAAGGAAGGGGGAAUCUGGAGAGUACGAGACAGUCCCCUGCCUCUAGCACACCCAGCAGAGGUUCAGGAAUGAGGGGAGACUGACCCCCCCUCACAACACAUCUCCCUCUCGUCCCCUUCGUCCCAUAAGACGUGUGUGUCCUCUCUGUGUCUAAACAAAGAGGAAAGGGGCAUGAAAAUCUACUACAUGCGGGUACAAGUGAAAAAGAGGGUGGCUGUCUGCUGGGAGACAGAGGAAGGCUCAGACUCACUAGACAAGCAGCCGAGGAUGGAAGAGGCGACCCUUCCUGACAUCGUGUGGGUAGGUACUCCUCCCUCUGAUGUGUCCACCAGAAGCCUCCUGUCUCACAGCGAGCCCAGUGAGGACGAGGAAGAGCAUGAAGAAAGGGAAGACUCAGGUAACCCACCAGGGUCCUCUGACAUCGAGGCGGGACCCAGCAAGAGCCCUGACUGGCUGGUGACCAUGGACACCGGCUUCCGGUGCCUGGCCUACUGCGGCGUCUUCUCCACCUUGGGGAGCCUCCAGGAGCAGGUGCAGUACAGGGUCAGCGAGCGCUUCAGCUGCCGUGUCUUCCACCUCACCAUGGCUCAGCUGACAGGCAGGGUGAUGGCAGAGGGUGCCCAGGAGGAAGCGGAGGAGGAAGACAAGCAACAAGAAGAGAACGAGGAGGAGCAGUCCACACACGAAGACCUCAGCACGAGAGGGGCCUUGAGCCAGUGUCCAGGCUGUGUGUUCCAUUCUCCAAAUGACAGGAAGAGAAGAAAGGACCACAGGGACAGUGGCAGACAGAAUGCUAGUGGCAGGAAAAAGGAAGGAAGGCCCAGCAUUCAGUCCAACAUCACAUGA
This is a messenger RNA of Manis javanica (Malayan pangolin), 906 nucleotides long. Lineage: Eukaryota; Metazoa; Chordata; Mammalia; Pholidota; Manidae. The record is from RefSeq and is a predicted model, not a curated record.